Messenger RNA from Rhinolophus ferrumequinum (greater horseshoe bat), 1571 nucleotides. RefSeq names its product interleukin 13 receptor subunit alpha 2 (gene IL13RA2). Gene Ontology annotation, cellular component: external side of plasma membrane; membrane. Gene Ontology annotation, biological process: cytokine-mediated signaling pathway. NCBI's taxonomy places the organism in Eukaryota, Metazoa, Chordata, Mammalia, Chiroptera, Rhinolophidae. The coding region runs from base 327 to 1532 and encodes 401 amino acids. Gene Ontology annotation, molecular function: cytokine receptor activity; protein binding. The transcript is spliced from 13 exons. The record is from RefSeq and is a predicted model, not a curated record.
UGUUCACUGAGACAGAUUUCAGUGGUAUUACAGAAGAUUUGAUUAUAAUUGGACACAUUAUUCACUUAUAUAAAAACUGAAUUACAUCAUCCAUCAGUGUUUGAAAUCAUGUGUUGAAGAAUUACCUGGAUAUUUUAAGGUGACAGGUAUGCUAACACAAAAGCAGAAGCAGUUCCUGAUCUCACGGACCUUAUAAUUAACCAGAAGUGGUAGACAUUCAAAUAAUCACAAUGGCCUUGUGAACCAAUAAGAACACUCUGGUGGGUCUGGCUCAGUGUUCAGGCUGAAGGCUAUUUGAAGUCAUCCCAUCCUGGCCACAGAAUGUGAUGUAUAGAAAAAGUGGAAAUUUCAAAAUAUUAAAUCUUAGAGAAAUGGCUUUCAUUCAUUUGGAUAUCAGAUGUUUAUAUGCCAUUCUUAUUUGCACAGCAUUUGGCUCUACUUUGUCUUCAAACGCUGAAAUAAAAGUUAAUCCUCCUCAGGAUUUUGAGAUAUUGGAUCCUGGAUAUUUAGGCUAUCUCUAUUUGCAAUGGCAACCUUCAUUGUCUCUGGAAAAUUUCAAGGAAUGCACUGUAGAAUAUGAAUUAAAAUACCGAAAUAUUGAUAGUGAAAACUGGAAGACCAUCAUUACUAAGAAUCUAUGUUACAAAGACGGGUUUGAUCUUAACAAAGGCGUUGAAGCAAAGAUACACACACUUUUGCAAGGCCAGUGCACAAACGGAUCUACAGUUCAAAGUUCAUGGUCAGAAGCUACUUAUUCAAUAUCACCACAAGGAAAUCUGGAAACUAAAAUUCGGGAUAUGGAUUGUACAUAUUACAAUUGGCAAUAUUUAUUCUGCUCUUGGAAACUUGGCAUAGGUGUCCAUUUUGAUACUGAUUACAACUUGUUUUACUGGUAUGAGGACUUGGACCAUGCAUUACAGUGUGUUGAUUAUAUCAAGGGUAAUGGAAAAAAUAUUGGAUGCAGGUUUCCCUAUUUGGAGUCACCAGACUAUAAAGAUUUCUACAUCUGUGUUAAUGGAUCGUCAAAAUCCCAGCUUAUCAGACCUAGCUAUUUCAUUUUUCAGCUUCAAAAUAUAGUUAAACCUUCGCCACCAGACUAUCUUAGUAUUUCUGUGAAGUCAGAGGAAAUUAACCUGAAAUGGAGCAUGCCUAUAGGACCCAUUCCAGUGAAGUGUUUCAUUUAUGAAAUUGCGUUCACAGAAGAUGAUAGUACCUGGGUGACUACCACUUUUGAAAAUGAAAUGUACAUCACAAGAACAUCAAAUAAAAGCCAACAAUUGUGCUUUUUAGUGAGAAACAAAGUGAAUAUUUAUUGCUCAGAUGAUGGAAUUUGGAGUGAAUGGAGUGAUAAACAAUGCUGGAAAGGUGACAUUCGGAAGGAAACCUUGUUAUUUUUCUUGAUACCAUUUGCUUUUGUGUCAUUGUUUGUUUUGUUAAUAACUUGUCUGCUUUUGUAUAAUCAAAAGGCUUUACUGAAAAUGGUUUUUCAUACCAAAAAAGAAGUCUUUUCUCAUCAAGAGACACUCUUUUGACUCAAUAAUUCUGUCUUAUGGCCAAAUGUUAAAUAUGGG